This is a messenger RNA of Aaosphaeria arxii CBS 175.79, 3968 nucleotides long. RefSeq names its product P-loop containing nucleoside triphosphate hydrolase protein. Gene Ontology annotation, cellular component: membrane. NCBI's taxonomy places the organism in Eukaryota, Fungi, Ascomycota, Dothideomycetes, Pleosporales. Gene Ontology annotation, molecular function: ATP hydrolysis activity; ABC-type transporter activity; ATP binding. The coding region runs from base 40 to 3855 and encodes 1271 amino acids. The transcript is spliced from 12 exons. Gene Ontology annotation, biological process: transmembrane transport. The record is from RefSeq and is a predicted model, not a curated record.
CGCGUACUCAGCUAUGGUACAUCAUUCGAUGUGUUCUUGAUGGUUACGUCCUGCAUCACAUCCGUCGGUGCAGGCAUGGCAUUCCCACUUCUAAACAUUUUGACAGGGGAGCUCGUCGGCGACUUUACUGGCUAUUUCGCAGAAAACACCACAAUUACGAAGCAACAGUUUCAGGCAUCAGUGAACAAGAACUCACUAUACCUUGUGUACAUCUUCAUUGCAAAGUUUGCCUUAUCGUAUAUCUCAAUGCUCACGAUUCGAAUCAGUGGAUUGCGCAUAUCAGCUGCUUUAAGGUUGGCUUACCUACGAGCUACGUUCAUGCAACCAGUCAGUACGAUCGAUACGAUAUCUCCCGGCAAAAUUUCUACACGAAUCACCACAUCCUCAAAUACUAUUCAGCUUGCCAUCUCGCAGCACUUCGCCAUGCUCUUCCAGUCUCUAACAUUCGUCAUCGGUCUCUACGUUGUGUCGUUCAUCAAGAGCUGGCUUCUCACCUUGGUAGCUAGCGCGUCCCUGCCAUUCAUACUGAUAGUUUACGGUGCGAUCAUUCCUCCGUUUACGAAACUUCACAAAAAGGCCGAGACAAUACAGGAGGAAGCAUCUGCACUGGCAUACGAGAUGUUUUCGUCUAUACGAGUUGUCGCGGCAUUUGGAGCCGAGGAUAGGCUCGCUAAGAAGCACGCUGCUCUCCUAGAUAAGUCGGUCCAGAUUGAGCAGAAGAAAGGCCCAAUCAUGGGGUUGAUGAUGGCACCGUCUAUGAUGGCCACGUAUGGGAUCUUCGGGCUUUCGUUCUGGUUUGGCAUAAGACAGUACACACGCGGCCAUAUUGAUGAUGUCGGCCAGAUCGUUGUGGUCCUUUUCUCUGUCAUGCUCGCUGUUCUUAGCAUUGGCAGAUUAGCCAGUCCUAUCAUCGCUGUUAUAAAAGCAUCAGCAGCAGCAGCUGAGAUAUUCAUAACUAUCGAUGCAUCGGUUCAAGAUACAAAGGGGCUCAAAGAACCCGACGUAUCUUCCGAAGACGAUAUUCAUCUUGAGAACAUCUCCUUUUCAUACCCGAGUAGGCCUGACGUCCACGUCCUUGAAGAUCUUAAUAUCCGCUUCGAAGCCGGCAAAGUCACGGCAAUAGUGGGACCAUCCGGCUCCGGCAAGAGCACUAUUGUGGGACUUCUCCAGCGAUGGUAUGACCUUGCAGGUACAAUUGCACACAGGAGCCCUAGAGAGGUCAACGAGAAGCAAGUGGUAGACCAUGACAUUCCAGAGCCAGACGACAGCCACAAGAAAUCGAGAAAGUCCAAGAAAUCCAAGAAAUCCAACAAGUCCAAUCCGUCAGACCAGGCGGUUGAAAGCAAGGGCGAAGAAAAAGUUUUGGGCCCCAAUACCUGCACUGGCAUGAUCCGAGUUGGUGGAAGGGAUCUCUUGGAUAUUGAUCUGAAGUGGUGGAGGUCUCAAAUUGGCCUCGUACAACAGGAACCGUUCCUUUUCAACGACACCAUUUUUAAUAAUGUUUCUUUCGGACUAUGUGGCACCCGAUACCAGAGCUUAUCAAGAGAAGAGAAACUCAAGUUGGUAGAAGAGGCUUGCAAAGAAGCAUAUGCAGACGAAUUCAUUGCGAAGCUACCAAAAGGCUACGACACUAUGGUGGGUGAAAGCGGCAUUAAGUUGUCUGGUGGCCAGCGACAACGAAUCGCAAUUGCACGCAGCAUCAUCAAACAACCGGCGGUUCUGAUUCUUGACGAAGCCACAAGUGCUGUUGAUGUCAGAACCGAGCGCAUCGUUCAAAAGGCGCUUGAGCGUGUCUCCAAGGGCCGUACAACCAUUGUAAUUGCUCACCGUCUUUCUACAAUCAAACGAGCAGACAAUAUCAUAGUCCUGCGAAAAGGCAAAUUAGAAGAGCAAGGAAGCCACGAUGAUCUACUCAAGAUCGAAGAUGGCAUUUAUCGCGGCCUGGUCCACGCCCAGGAACUGGCAACUGAAGCCGUCGAGGCCGAAGAUGGUGGCGAUAUUCAUAUCAUAAAAACAACAGAAAGUCGUCCUUCUAAGCCUCUAAUUGAAGAAGAGAUACAUGCUCAGAUUGACGAGCCAGAAUAUAAAGACCAGGGCUUACUUCGUGGUUUUGGUCGCCUUCUAGCAGAACAACGACAUCACACUUUGCUCUACACGAUCGCAGUUGUCGGCAUCCUUGGAGCUGGAGCGGUCUAUCCACUUCAAGCUUACAUUUUCGCCAAUGUGAUACAAGUCUUCACUUAUGUUGGCUCUAACGAAAAGCUCAUCAAGGAAGGUAAUUUCUGGGCCGGUAUGUUCGGUGUGGAGGCUGCAGGUGUCGGUUUGGCGUACUUUGCACUCGGAUGGACGAUGCAGCUCAUUGCAAAUGCGAUUACACGCUAUUAUCGACAAGAGUACUUAGAGAACAUGAUGCGAAAGGGAAUUCCGUUUUUUGACGCCGAAGGGCACUCUCCAGGCUCCCUUACCGCUCGUCUGAGUGCAGACGCCACGCAAAUCCAGCAAUUGAUGAGUACCGAGAUGUCAAUGGCAUUCAUCGCCGUUGUGAAUCUUGUCGGAUCUACUAUAAUUGCAUUUGUUUACGGAUGGAAACUCUCGCUGGUAGGGCUUUUCUGUGCUCUUCCGCCAAUAUUAGUUGCUGGCUAUCUGCGAAUCAGCCUCGAAAUGAAGUUUGAGAAGAUGACCGCAGCUGUAUUUGAAGACAGUUCGCAGUUCGCCACUGAGGCCGUAGGGGCCUUUCGAACUGUUCUCUCUCUGAUCAUGGAAGACAUGAUAGGGAACAAAUACCAAGCGUUGCUUGACGAUCAUGUGAAGAAAGCAUUUGGCAAGGCUAAGUUUGGAACGAUCGUCUUUGCAGCCUCCGACAGUAUCGAGAUGGCAUGCAUGGCAUUGGCAUUUUGGUAUGGUGGAACUCUUCUGGCAUCGCGUGAAUAUGGCAUUGUGGAUUUCUUUGUGAUCUAUAUGGCCAUCGUCCAGGGCGCUGUUGCAGCAGGGAUGUGGUUUUCGUUCGCACCUAAUUUGGCACAAGCAGGUGGUGCUGCGAACCGAAUACUGAGCAUGCGAGUGGUCAACAAUGCCGGAGACAAGAAGUAUGACGAAAUUGCAGAAGCAGAAGCCGGCGUUGGGGUCGAGUUUCGCAAUGUCUCCUUCACCUACAAGUCGCGGGAGGUGCCCGUAUUGUCUAAUUUGAAUUUAAAGGUAUUACCUGGACAAUUUGCCGCACUCGUUGGUGCCUCUGGGUGUGGAAAGUCGACGACGAUCUCACUACUCGAACGAUUUUAUGACGCUCAGUCUGGUCAUAUCUACUAUAAUGAUCAGGACAUAACUUCCCUUGAGACUUCAGAAUACAGAAAGCAGAUCAGUCUUGUGUCACAAGAGCCUACCCUAUACGAAGGGACUAUCCGAGACAACGUUGCUUUGUCUGUGGAUGAAGCGAAUGAUGAAGAAAUUUAUCAAGCCUGCGCAGACGCUCAAAUACACGAAUUCAUAACGUCGCUACCUGAUGGGUACAAUACGCGCCUUGGUCCCAAGGGCAUGUCCUUGUCUGGGGGACAGAAGCAACGGGUUUCGCUCGCAAGAGCUUUACUACGGAAACCGCAACUGCUUCUACUUGACGAGGCCACGAGUUCGUUGGACAGCGAGAGCGAGAAGCUGGUACAGACUGCAAUAGAGCGUGCUGCAAGCGGCUGCGGAAGAACGGUUCUAGCCGUUGCACAUCGGCUUGCUACAAUCCAGAAAGCGGAUGUGAUUUUCGUUUUAGGGAGCGGAAAAGUUCUUGAGAAGGGUGAUCAUCAGUCCCUGCUCAAGAAGAAAGGUAUCUAUUAUCAAAUGUGUCAAGCACAAGCUCUGGACCGUUGAGAUAGCAACUGUCUACUGUGUCUUCCGUGUCAGAUGUAGACACAACUCUACUUAUAUUUCAUAUUAUUUUAAUAUACAUCCCCUUCUCAUUCGCUUAAGACUAGACUUUAUAG